Marasmius oreades (fairy-ring Marasmius) is the source of this 770-nucleotide messenger RNA. RefSeq lists its product as uncharacterized. The transcript has 3 exons. Gene Ontology annotation, biological process: protein complex oligomerization; response to hydrogen peroxide; protein folding. Bases 173 to 655 code for a protein of 160 amino acids. The record is from RefSeq and is a predicted model, not a curated record. Lineage: Eukaryota; Fungi; Basidiomycota; Agaricomycetes; Agaricales; Marasmiaceae.
CGUCAUACUCCCCAAAAGGCGAACAUUCAAGAAUUUUCGAACGUAGAUCGCAGAGCGUAUAAAGGGCCUAGCAUUGAAGCAAUUCUUGAAGUUCAAGACUAACCUCCAUUCUCAAUUCUCGUCUCAAAUCUCAGUUCUCAAACGCGCAAACUUAUAAACGCCAACCAACAAAAUGUCUUCAAUCUACUAUUACGAACCUUUUUACAACUUUGACCGUUUCUUUGACGAGUUCUUUUCCCGAACCGGUAGAACUCCUACUCCUUCUCAUACUGGCGAAGGCGGUCAGGCUGUCCAGAGACCCAACACCGAUUUGGUUUCUCAGUCUUUGAAGCCAAGAAUGGACCUCCACGAAAACUCCUCAACAAACUCGGUAACCGCCAGUUUUGAACUCCCCGGUCUCAAAAAAGAAGACGUCCAAAUCGACGUACGCGACGGGCGACUGACGGUCUCCGGAGAGACUAAGAUCUCUGAGGAACAUAACCAGGAUGGGUAUGCUGUCCGUGAGAGGCGGUUUGGAAAAUUCUCUAGGACUUUGAGGCUACCUCAGGGGGUUAACGAGGAAGAAAUUAAGGCGUCGCUUGAGAACGGUGUUCUUACCGUCUCUUUCCCCAAAGCUGGCAAGGAGUCCGCACCCAAGAAAAUCAUGGUCUCGUAAAUCUCCGAUGACUGUUUUGUACGGAGCAUUUCAAUAUCGUUAUAAAGGACACAUGUAGGAUAUUACAAUUACGGAAUGUACAAUAGCUUUGGAAAAAUUGGAUUGCAGUAUCGAU